CCAGCGCCCUCUCCGUUUGAGCAAGUUUGCACCCUAGCACAUCCUCUCGCCUGUUUCGCUGCGGGCCAUAGUGCGGGUAGCGGAGUGGAAGUGCGUCCUCCUCCUCCUCCUCCUUCUUCGGAGAAGUCCGGUCCGCUCGUGUUGUAAAGCUGCCUUCCCUGCCGACUCUGCACCGCAGACAUGGCAUCUCUCCUCCAAAUGUUUGCUGUCAUGCUCGUAACAGCUUUGCUGCAAACUGCGACGGCGGCCAACCUUAACGAUACAAUUUUUGCAGUGACUGUGAGCUCCCAGGUGACAGGGGGGAAAGAAGAGACCUUGUGUGCCCAGAUCCACGACCCCACCGAGCCUGUCUCUCUUACCAUCACCCUCAGUGUGAACUCUGCCGACACAAUCAUCUUCCAGGAGGAUGUCAAACAGACAUUCUACCGCUGCUUGAACUUCCAGGUCCCCACAGUGAAGAGCAAAACUGUGGCAACCGUUCAGGUUACGAUUCGGGGGGAGAACGACUCGAUGAGCCAGAAGACUAAAGUCCUCAUUGAGCCUCCUGCUUUUAUCCAUAUUGUCCAGACUGAUAAGCCCAUCUACAAACCUGGACAGACCGUCCGCUUCCGGAUCGUCUCCAUGGAUUCAGAUUUCAUCCCCGUUGGUCGAGUGUACAGAGAAGUGGCAAUCGAGGAUCCCAGCUCAAAUCGCAUCGCCCAGUGGCUGGAUAAGCCCAUUGAGAGGGGUAUCCUCGACCUUUCGCAUCCCACCAUUCCUGAGGCAGCACAAGGGCGCUACAAGAUCACCGCCCUGACAGACAAAGGAGAAGAAAUAUCCCACUCGUUCGACAUCAAGGAAUACGUUUUACCAAAGUAUGAAGUAAAGGUUCACCUGCCCAGCGUGAUAACCAUCCUGGAUACGGAGGCAACACUUAGGGUUUGUGGAAAAUACACCUAUGGGAAACCAGUUAUUGGAUCAGUAAAGGCAGUGGUUUGUAGAAAUGCCAUCGUGCAUUACUGGCAUUCCCCUCCUAGAAGAGACAUCUGCAAGAAUUAUGAACUGACUACGGAUAAAAGUGGAUGUGCUACGCAAACUGUGAACGUAACGGAGUUUGCCCCGGACAGGACCUGGUACUCUGACAAUUUUCGGGUGACCGCUGAAUUGGAGGAGUAUGGCACGGGAGUUAUUCUGAAAGGCAGCGGGCAGGCCAGCUUCAGCAGUCAGAUCAGAACCAUCACCUUUGAGGAUGUCCCUGAAGCCUACAAGCCUGGCAUCCCGUUCGAGGGCAAGAUUAAAAUGGUCGGACCAGACAAAACACCCGUUGCAAAUGAAAUGGUGUACCUGGUUGCCGGGGAGUCACAAAAACUGAACCUCACCACAGACCACAAAGGCAUGGCGUUGUUUUCUCUGGACACCUCCCUGUGGAAGAGCACCGUGACUCUGGAGGCACGAUCCAAAGAUCACAAGAACAACGAGCCGUAUGAGCCUAAUUUGCAGAGACCUGAAUACAGGUCAGCUCACCACCACGUAUCAGAAUUUUAUUCCAAGAGCAGUAGUUUUCUGAAGUUCCUGCAAGUCAGUGGGAAGCUCCCCUGUGGCAAAGAUACAACCGUACGUGCUCAGUACGUCAUCCAGGGGGAGGAGCUGAAAAAGGGACAGGAGGUCCUGGAAUUCUUUUACCUGGUGCUGUCCAAAGGUGCAAUUGUGCAACAUGGCCGCGUCCCAGUGGCUAUCACAGCAGGAACUGUCAACAGAGGAGAAUUGUCUGUACCACUCAGUCUAGGGCACCAGCUGGCACCAUUUGCCCAAGUGGUAGUUUACACCGUGAUGCCUAGUGGAGAAGCUGUGGCCGACAGCAAGGACUUCCCCAUUCAGCUCUGUCUCAAAAACAAGGUGUCUCUGAAGUUCUCCACUCUCCAGGAGCUUCCAGCAGAGACGGCCAGUCUGAGUCUCCAGGCUCACCCAGGCUCCAUAUGCUCCAUCAGAGCCAUCGACCAGAGUGUCCUCCUGCUGCAGACAGAACAGAAACUCACCGUUGAUUAUGUGUAUAGCCAGCUGCCUGUACAGAAGCUAUCGGGAUACAGUUAUGAUGUUGACGACAUGGAGCCAUAUCCCUGCCUCCCCGAACCGGUACCAGAUGUGGCCAAUCUUCAGGCUGCUCGUCGAGCAAAGCGUUCAUACUUCUAUGAGCCGCCCAAUGAGAAGAAUGAUGUCUACAGCAUCUUUAAAGAAAUUGGAAUCAAAAUGGUGACAAACUCUGACAUAAAAAAACCUGUUGACUGCCUCAGAAGGAGUGUUGACUAUUUCCUCUAUGAUGAAGAUUAUGCAGUCGGUUUGGCCAUGGAAGAAUCUGCGUUCGAGCCCCAGGCUGAGUUCCUGACCGAUACCAAGACCAAGACCGAGACCAAGACCGAGACCAAGACCAAGACUGUUAGAAUAUACUUCCCUGAGACCUGGAUAUGGGAACUGGUUUUUGUUAGUGAAAGUGGCUUGGUGAACAUUAACAAGACGGUUCCAGACACUAUAACUAAGUGGUCCGCCGGAGCGUUCUGCGUCUCCCCCGUGGGCUUCGGUGUGUCGCCCAGCGCUGGACUCACCGUCUUUCAGCCGUUCUUCGUCAGUCUCACGUUGCCCUACUCUGUCAUCCGAGGGGAGGUGUUUACACUCAAAGCUACCGUCUUCAAUUAUCUCUCUAAAUGCAUUAUGGUGGAGGUGACACUGGCUGAGUCAGACCAGUACACCUAUAGAAACUGUGAUGGCUGCCUCUACCGUAUAUGUCUGUGUGGGGAAGAGAGCAGGACCUUCUCGUGGAUUGUAACUCCAACCGCCCUGGGUAAGGUGAAUCUGAAGGUCAGCGCUGAGGCCCUGAAGACUGAGGCACUGUGCGGCAACGAGGUGACCACCGUCCCCGACGUGGGUCAGGUCGACACAGUCAUCCGCUCCCUGCUGGUGGAGGCUGAAGGAACACCCCAGAUGGUCAGUCACAACGCUCUCCUCUGUCCAUCAGAUGGACCCGUUGAGCAGAAAAUCUCUCUUCUGAUGCCUGAGAUGUUUGUGGCCGGAUCAGCCAGAGCAUCCGUUUCUGUAUUGGGGGAUCUGAUGGGUCGCGCUAUGAAGAACCUGGACCAGCUCCUGGCCAUGCCGUACGGUUGCGGGGAGCAGAACAUGGUGCUGUUUGCUCCCAACAUCUUCAUCCUCAAUUACCUGAAAAGCACCCGUCAGCUCACUGAGAGUAUUCUGGAAAAGGCAACACGCUUCCUGGAGAGCGGUUAUCAGAGGGAGCUCAAGUACAAGCACAGUGACGGUUCCUACAGCGCCUUCGGUGAGAGCGACGACUCCGGAAACACCUGGUUAACCUCUUUUGUGAUGAAGUCCUUCGGCGGAGCGAGACCUUUCAUCUUUGUGAAGCCCGACCACAUUGAAGACGCCAGAAAGUGGCUGUUGAAGCACCAGCAGAAGGACGGCUGCAUCAGAUCAGUCGGACGCCUCCUCCACAAUGGCAUGAAGGGAGGAGUGAGUGAUGAGGUGUCCCUGACGGCCUACAUCACCGCCGCCCUCUUGGAGCUGGACCCCAACACCGCAAGCCCGUUGGUACAAGGGUGCCUGAGCUGUCUGAAGACAGCAGCUUCUGGGACUCUGGACAACCUGUACACCACCGCCCUGCUCUCCUACACCUUCACUCUGGCUGGAGACGAGGACAUGAGGAGCAAACUCAUCACCCUCCUGCACCAGAAGUCCAAAGCAGAGGGAGGCACUCGUCACUGGGAGAGAGCAGGGGCUUCUGGGAAAGGUCUAGACUCUCUGGAGGUGGAGAUAACUGCCUACGUGCUGCUGGCUCUGCUCUCUGGUCCCCCCAUGCCAGACUUUGGUUUGGGCUACUCUGCUGGCAUUGUUCGCUGGCUCACUCAUCAGCAGAAUCCAUACGGUGGCUUCUCUUCCACACAGGACACGGUGGUGGCCCUCCAGGCACUGGCCAAGUAUGGCACUGCCACCUACAGCCCGGAGGGCAGCACUACGGUAACGGUGACGUCCCUGGGAGGCCUGGAAAAAGAGUUCACGGUGAAUCAGGAAAACAGGCUGCUGUACCAGGAGGAGAAGCUCAGUGAGAUUCCUGGAGAGUACACCAUCAAAGCCCAGGGAGAGAGCUGUGUGCUGGCACAGAUCUCCAUGCACUACAACAUCCCCCCUCCUGCUGACUUCUCAGCCUUCAACAUCUCCACUAUCACCAUGUCUAAAUGUAACAUCAGCAGGCCUCAACUCAUCCUCUUUGUGAAAGUCAGGUAUCAGGGGAGGAGGGAGGAAACAAACAUGGUCAUCAUCAACAUCAAACUGCUGUCUGGAUACAUUCUGGACAAGAGCUCCCUCGAACUGCUGCAGAGCGACCGCUCCGUGAAGCGCGUGGACGUAGACGAAGGAUUCAUCAACAUCUACUUAGACGGGCUGAAGAAGGAUGAGACGCAGCUAUACAGCGUGACACUAGAGGAGGACCAUUCCGUCAGGAACCUGAAACCAGCCGUGGUUAAAGUCUACGAUUACUACCAGACAAGCGACGAGGCGGUCACUGAAUACACGUCCACCUGUGCAGAGAGUGACACCUUGAACCAGCUGUAAAAUCCUCUUCCUGCAGCCUCUCCCACGGGAAGAUUCAGUGUCGAAGAAAAAGACCUAGGUGUUUAUUUUGUCUUAAGACUACUUCUUUAUUUUUUUUAGUUGCGCUUUAAUUAAUUUCAAUUAAUUGAUUAAUUUUUAAUUCCUCUUUGUGUAAUUUUUAGAAACGCAAUUGGUUUCGCUUGAUUGUUUUUAUCCUACCUUCUGUUCAGUUGCUCGCAUCCCUCAGAUUUUAUGAGCGCGUUAAACAAACCAAUCAUCGGUCAGCUCGGUGAUCCGCGUAGAGCCACGGUAUCUCCUCAACACUGGAACCUUCGCAUUGUAACACACAGAGUUCACGGAGAGCAGCUCUGUGGUAGCUGUUUUUAAUAGACAAAGUCCAUAUUAUUCAUACAUGAAAGUGACGAAUGAGACAUACAGGGUACCAGUUACACAGUAUGGUCCGAGUACUGAAUGUGUGUGUGUGUGUGUGUGUAUGUGUGUGACACAGGAUCUACUUUCUAUUAAAAAAAAAAACAACAAAGUACAGUCUCAUGAGUGCUAGGUGAGUUAUACUUGGUGUGUGUGUGUGUGUGUGUGUGUGUGUGUGUGUGUGUGUGUGUGUGUGUGUGUGUGCGUGUCUGUUUGCAGACGUGUGUUCUGCUGUACCAGUUUUUAAAAAAAAAGGUAGAUUUAUACAUCACUACCAUACAAUUUGAAAUGUAACUGACUGACAAUAAAAUUUCAAAAAUAAGUAAAAA
This is a messenger RNA of Mugil cephalus (flathead mullet), 5330 nucleotides long. RefSeq names its product alpha-2-macroglobulin-like protein 1 (gene a2m1). NCBI's taxonomy places the organism in Eukaryota, Metazoa, Chordata, Actinopteri, Mugiliformes, Mugilidae. The coding region runs from base 181 to 4593 and encodes 1470 amino acids. Gene Ontology annotation, cellular component: extracellular region. Gene Ontology annotation, molecular function: endopeptidase inhibitor activity. The record is from RefSeq and is a predicted model, not a curated record. The transcript has 36 exons.